Molecule: messenger RNA, 5268 nt
Organism: Abrus precatorius (Indian licorice)
Lineage: Eukaryota; Viridiplantae; Streptophyta; Magnoliopsida; Fabales; Fabaceae
Product: lysine-specific demethylase JMJ705-like
Exons: 7
Coding region: 171-4955 (1594 amino acids)
Biological process (GO): chromatin remodeling
Cellular component (GO): nucleus
Molecular function (GO): histone H3K4me/H3K4me2/H3K4me3 demethylase activity
Source: RefSeq, a predicted model, not a curated record
AUUCAUCUCGGUUCCCCUGCCCCUGCCUCUGCCCCCAAUUUAUUUUUAUUUAUCCACCAUUCCUUCCUCUGUUAACAGAGGAAGUGAAGGGAUAUUAAAAAGAAAAGAGAGGAAUCAGAAUAACUUGGUGUGGUGUGGGGGUGUUCAAUGAGAAGCAUAGAAACUCAUUAAUGGGGGCUUCAGAGGGAAACGGCGACGUUUUACCAUGGCUGAAAUCACUACCGGUGGCUCCGGAGUACAGGCCAAGCGUGGCCGAGUUCAGAGAUCCAAUUGGCUACAUAUUCAAGAUAGAGAAGGAAGCUUCCAAGUACGGAAUCUGCAAAAUCAUCCCACCCUUCCCACCUUCCCCAAAGAAAACCGCCAUCGCCAACCUCAACCGGUCGCUGGCGGUUACAGGUUCCACAUUCACCACUCGCCAACAGCAGAUCGGGUUUUGCCCCCGCAAAGCCCGGCCCGUUCGGCGGUCUGUUUGGCAGAGCGGUGAUCAUUACACCUUCCACGAGUUCGAGUCCAAGGCAAAGUCCUUCGAGAAAAAUUACCUCAAACGCCACACCAAGAAGGGCCCGGGCCCAGGCCCACUGGAAACCGAGACGCUCUUCUGGAAGGCCACGCUGGACAAACCCUUCUCCGUGGAGUACGCCAACGACAUGCCCGGUUCUGCGUUCUCCCCGAAAUGCUGCGAAGCAGGGGAUCCUGGCUCCUCUCUGGCUGACACUCCAUGGAACAUGAGAGAGGUUUCAAGGGCGAAUGGUUCACUCUUACGGUUCAUGAAGGAGGAGAUUCCGGGCGUUACUUCUCCUAUGGUGUAUGUGGCCAUGCUUUUCAGCUGGUUUGCUUGGCACGUGGAGGACCACGACUUGCACAGCUUGAAUUACCUCCACAUGGGCGCCGGCAAGACCUGGUACGGAGUUCCUCGUGAUGCCGCCGUUGCAUUUGAGGAAGUAGUUAGGGUUCAUGGCUAUGGUGGAGAGAUAAACCCUCUUGUUACUUUUGCUAUUCUUGGUGAGAAAACAACAGUGAUGUCGCCUGAAGUGUUUAUUAGAGCAGGUGUUCCAUGCUGCAGGUUGGUACAAAAUGCUGGGGAAUUUGUUGUGACGUUUCCUAGAGCCUAUCACACUGGGUUUAGUCAUGGUUUUAAUUGCGGAGAGGCAGCAAACAUUGCAACACCUGAGUGGUUGAGGGUUGCAAAAGAUGCUGCUAUUCGGAGGGCUUCAAUAAAUUAUCCUCCCAUGGUUUCCCAUUUCCAGUUACUUUAUGACCUUGCCUUAGCUUUGUGUUCUAGAAUCCCUACAAGCAUCAAUGCUGAACCUCGUAGUUCUCGUCUUAAAGAUAAGAAGAAGGGUGAAGGAGAAACUGUUAUUAAAGAACUUUUUGUCCAGGAUGUGUUACAGAGCAAUGAUUUGCUUCAUAUACUUGGGAAAGAAUCUGCUGUAGUACUUCUUCCUCGUAGCUCAGUUGACAUUUCUGUUUGCUCAAAAUUACGAGUUGGAUCCCAACAAUCCAUCAAUGUAAGCAAUUCUGAGGGAAUGAAUUCCUCGAAAGGUUUUGUUUCAGAUGAUCUGGUAUUCAACAGGAGUCAUGGAAUCAAGCAAGAAAAAAUAUUCUAUUCUGUGAAAGACAAGUUUACUACAUUGUGUGAAAGGAACAGGAUUUCCUCUUUUGAUGUAAAUGGUAACAUAUGCACUUCAAGUUCUAAGCCACUUCAAAGAAACACUGGCAGAGAAACUAGUCAAGGAGAUGGGUUGUCAGAUCAGAGACUAUUUUCAUGCGUUACAUGUGGAAUAUUAAGCUUUUCCUGUGUUGCUAUUGUACAGCCAAAAGAACCUGCAGCUAGAUAUCUUAUGUCAGCUGAUUGUAGCUUCUUUAAUGAUUGGGUUGUUGGAUCUGGAGUAUCUUGUAGUAAAUUUGCUUUUUCCCAUGAAGACAAAACUAUACCUGAGCCAAAUACGUAUACAGGUUGGAUGAAAAAAAAUGACCAAGAUGGUUUUGAUGACUUUCCUGUUCAAUCUGGUCAGGAUGCUUUAAGUACUGAAAGAGAGAGAGGCAAUACAGCUCUUGCAUUAUUGGCUUCAGCAUAUGGAAAUUCUGACUCUGAGGAAGAUCAGGGUGACCCAGAUAUUGCAGUUGACAGUCAUGAAUCAAAUGUGAUAAACUCAAAUUCAGGAAGAUUACUUUCUCUUACUCCAGAUUUCCAUGCUAGUCCCAUGACUGCACUUGAUAGGGUAGAUGAUAUUCCUUCAAAGAGUGUCAAUUAUGAGGAUCAUAUGCAUCACAGAUUUGAGUGUAAUUUGAGUCAUGAGUCUUUUGACCACUCUUCCAAGAAACAAGAUUAUGAUGUCACUUCAGGAUUUACAUUUAAAAAUACGAGGACAGUGCCUAAUUCCACCUCUAACUGUUCCCAAGAUUCUCAUGAUGCUGAAAGGUCAUUGUCUGUCAACCCUGUAGUUCCCAUUGAUAAUAAAAAUGUUUCGUUGGUACCAAAAUCUGAUGAAGACUCGACUAGAAUGCAUAUUUUUUGUCUAGAGCAUGCUGUGGAAGCAGAGCUGCAACUUCGCCCAAUAGGUGGAGCCCACAUAUUGCUGCUUUGUCAUCCAGAUUAUCCAAAAAUAGAGGCUGAGGCAAAAUUGGUGGGAGAAGAUUUGGGGAUUGAUUACACAUGGAAGAAUAUUGCAUACAGGCAUGCCACCAAGGAGGAUGAGGAGAGGAUCCAGUCAGCUCUGGAUAGUGAGGAAGCUAUUCCUGGAAAUGGGGACUGGGCUGUAAAGCUAGGAAUCAAUCUCUUUUAUAGUGCAAAUCUUAGCCGCUCUCCUCUUUAUAGUAAGCAGAUGCCUUACAAUUCUGUAAUAUACUAUGCAUUUGGUCGUAGCUCUCCAACAAGCUCACCCAUUGAACCAAAGGUCUAUCAGAGAAGGUCCAGCAAGCAGAAAAAGGUAGUUGCUGGGAAAUGGUGUGGUAAAGUUUGGAUGUCCAAUCAGAUUCAUCCCCUUUUAGCAAAAAAAGAUUCUGAUGAUUUUGAGGAUGAGAAAAGAUUACAUGGAUGGAUAUUACCUGAUGAGAAAAUUGAAAGACCAGAAAGUAACCCCAAAAGUGAAACUACUAGCAGAAAAUCUGGUAGGAAAAGGAAAAUAACAGGGGAAAGUGCACGGACCAGGAAAGGAAGUCUUGCCAAGAAAAAUAUAGCUUCAGAUAAUUCCACUGAAGAUAAACCCAACUCUCAGCCAAGGAGGAUUCUUAGAAGUAAGAAAAGCAGGUGUGUUGAGAGAGAUCGUGCUGCUUUGGAAGUGGGUUAUGCUCCUCCACAUCAUCGUAGAAAACCUAUAAGGAAGCAAACAAAGUGCAGUGAAAGUGAUGCAGCUUCUUAUGAUUCACUUAAUGAUAAUGAUCAUAUGCAGCAUUGGAGAAAUGAUAUUGUUGGAAAAACUAAAUUUAUUGACAAUGAUGUAGUUUCAAAUGAUACAGUGAACUAUGAUUCUGACUGGCAGCAGAUGGGAGAACUUAGCCGCAAGCAAGUUGAAGACACAGACAGAGAUGCAAUUUCAGAGGAUUCUUUGGGUGUUGGUUCUCUUCAGCUGCGUAGGAAGACUUCUAAAGGCAAGCAUGCCAAAAACAUUGGUCAAGAAGAUAUAAUUUCUGAUGACCAAAUGGAGAAUCUUUCUCAAAAGGGGAAAAGGAAAAUUCCUAAAAGCAGGCAUGACAAAUAUCUAGCUGGAAAAGAUGUAAUGAUAUCUGAUGACCAACUGGAGCUGAAAAUGCAGAAGCAGCAACAAAGGAAUCCUAAAAGCAGACAAGCCAAAUACCUUGCUGAAGAGGAUAUUGUAUCAGAUGACCAACUGGAGGGCUAUUAUCGGAAAUAUCAAAGAAGGGCUCCUAAAGGCAAGCAGGCGAAAUGUGUAGCAGGGGAAGAUGAAAUGUCUGAUGACCAAUCAGAAGAUAACUGUCAGAGGCAGCAAACCAGUUUUUCUGGGAAAAGACAAUAUAAAGGCAUUGACAGAGAAGUUAAAAAUGUGAUUUCUGAUGACCAAUUGUUGGAUCAUUUUCAGAAGCAGCAGAGAAAAUUUUCCAAGAGCAGGCAAAACAAACACAUUAAUGAAGAAGUUAUGGAUGACUCAGCUGACAAUAAUUCUCAUCUGCUGCGUAGAACUCCUAAAAGGAGGCAAGCUAAAUGCAUGGACGAAGAUGAUAUAAAUUCAGAUGAUGAAAUGGAAGAUGAUUCUCAUCAGCCGCCAAUGAGAGCUCUUCGAAGUAAACAAUCCAAAGCAAAGACACUUCAACAGAUGAAACAAGCUAAAUCCAUCCAAGUGAAAAACCGGACAUCUCGGCGGGGGGCUCGGGUGCUUAUGAAAUCAAAGGCUCCUCAGCAAAUAAAACAGCCUUCUCAUUUGCAGAACAAGCAAUCUAGUAACUCCAGAGAAUUUAGUUUAUAUAUGGAAGAGGAGGAGGAAGGUGGACCUAGCACACGCCUUAGGAAGAGAUCAGCAAAAGCUCAGGAGUCUGAAGGAAAAGUAAAAGACAAGCAAACCAAAAGGAAAAGGGUGAAGAAUGCCACAGCUGCUGCAAAGGUUUCAGCUGGGCAUGCCAAAGUGAAGGAUGAGGAAGCAGAAUACCAGUGUGACAUUGAGGGGUGCACUAUGAGUUUUGGGUCAAAACAGGAGCUGGUGCAUCAUAAGAGAAAUAUCUGUCCUGUUAAAGGGUGUGGGAAGAAGUUUUUCUCACACAAGUAUCUAGUGCAGCACCGCCGGGUUCAUGAGGAUGACCGUCCCUUGAAGUGCCCUUGGAAGGGGUGCAAAAUGACUUUCAAGUGGGCAUGGGCUCGUACAGAGCACAUUCGAGUCCACACUGGUGCACGGCCUUAUGUAUGUGCUGAGCCAGGUUGUGGUCAAACAUUCAGAUUUGUGUCUGAUUUCAGUCGUCAUAAGCGAAAGACUGGUCAUUCAGCAAAGAAGAGUCGUCAAUAGCAAGUGGAAUAGAUGUUUAAUUGUUACCUAACAUGGCUUUUUAUGAAUUUAUGAAUCCAUUGCUCAAUUGACCGGGUUAGGUCUAGGCUUUUUUAGUAACAGUUUAGGAUAUCCUUGCAAUUGCCAUUUGUAGUUACUAUUAAUUCUGUUUGCAUAGGGUCUUCAACCCAUUUGUUCAUUACAAUUAAAGCAAUUGCUUGGAUCUGGAAACAUGAUUCUCAUCCAAUUCAUAUCACAUGCCAAUGUUGUUCCAACUUUAUGUUUUAUCAAUCGUGAUUAUUUAAUUGCAGUGCCGAUCUCAACUGCUUGGUAC